Metarhizium acridum CQMa 102 is the source of this 1278-nucleotide messenger RNA. Lineage: Eukaryota; Fungi; Ascomycota; Sordariomycetes; Hypocreales; Clavicipitaceae. The record is from RefSeq and is a predicted model, not a curated record.
AUGGACCACUUUUUGACCCAGGUAUCUUCUCAGUUGUUGCUUCAUGUAGAUGGUGGAGGUGGCACCGGAAAAUCAUACCUCAUUAAUCCGCUCUCCGCGCACCUCCAAGCCGCGGCUGCGGGGAGAGGGACACCCGUUUGGCGUGCCGCGCCAACGGGCGUCGCGGGGAAUCAGAUAUCGGGCACCACCUUGCACUCCCUGCUACACCUCCCAAUCAACAAGGACUUCAAGCCCCUGUCACCCACUGACAUGGCUCGGCUUCAGAAGAAGCUGAGGGACAUCAAGUAUCUCAUCAUCGAUGAGAAGAGCAGGCUGGGACUGCGACAGUUAUCCUGGAUCGAUGAUCGUCUGCGCGAGGCGUUCCCGAAUAGAAACGAGGAGUUCUUUGGUGGUCUCAACAUGCUUUUGGUUGGCGACUUCUUUCAACUCCCCCCCGUGUUGCAGAAACCGCUUUACUACGACAAGGAGGUACAAGGAGUGGAGAUCAAAGGCAGGAACGCAUAUAGACAUUUCGAUAAAUCGGCCUUCUUGAAGGUUGUGCAGCGGCAACGGGGUGACGAACAGAAGGCGUUUCGCACAGCUCUCGGGGAAUUACGGUUGCUCCAACUAUCGGUGGAGUCCUGGAAGCUCCUUUCCGGUCGGGUACAGGCAAAGCUAGAUGAUCAGGAGGUCGCCAGGUUCGCCAACGCCUUGCGAGUAUACACCACUAAAGAUAGAGUGAACGAAUAUAACCACUACCACCUCGACCGCCUCGACCGGCCAGUCAUUCAGGUCAAGGCUAGGAAUGUUGGCCCUGGCGCGGCUGCUGCUCCUGACGACAAGGCGGGCAACCUUGCGAAGCAGAUUCCCAUAUGCAUUGGGGCCCGUCUGAUGCUGACGUCCAACCUACCGUUUACGACAUCGGCUGGGCACCGGGGGCUGACCCGAAAGAUUGUCCUUAUUCUUCCAGUAGACAGGGACUUCCUCAUCGGAAGCACUCUCUGCACUCGCACCCAGUUCCCCCUGAUCGUAUGCUACGCCAUUACUGUUCACAAGUCGCAGAGCAUCACUGAAGAUGUCAUCGUGACAGAUCUCUCCUGUCGGGACUUUCAGACUGGUUUAAGCUACGUAGCUGUCUCUCGCGUGAAAACGCUCCAGGGCCUGAUGCUGGAUGCGCCCUUUGAUCGUAGUCACCUGGUUUACGAGUCUCCACCAGAGGUUGCUUCGCCCAAGGACUCCCAGCCUUCGGAUGAUCCUACCCCUUGCACCUACAGCUCUAACGUGCGAGGGGUGGCGUAG